AGGAACCGAAUGUAAAGUUUUCCUCGGUCGCCGUCGAAGUGUUUUCGGGACUGGUGAUAAAUUGCAACUUUUUAGUGAAGAUCGGUCUAUUUCGGGAGUGAAUAUUACCAAAAUCGCUAGAGUUCUUGCACGGCUAGACCAAGCGACAAUCAUUGUGAAGAAUUUUGCAAAGUUCACUGUGAAAAGAGGAUUUUGCUUGCUGCCAUUUUAGUGAUCAGGAUUGGAAAAAGGUUCACAACUUUCGUAUUCCUCUAUAGUAGACGGGGCGGUGUACGAUUGGAUGUGUGUGUGUGUGAGUAGAACGAGCCGCGUAUGAAGUAUUGGUAACUGAGGCAUAUACCGUGCAAAAUACGGCAGCAGAGUUGAAGAGUGUUAGUGGUUCUCUUGCUAGCAGUCAUUUAUGAUUGCUGAAUUAUAGGUUGGAAGUGAGCAUAAAUCGUGUUUCAACAAGUACAUUAUAAGAAUAUACCAUGAUAUUAAGAAAAAAAAGUCAACUUCACGCUAAAAAAUCGUAGUGAACCAUUCAAUUUAAAGCUGAUAUAUUCUGUUUCACCAUCAACUAUACUAUCCGUAUUGCAUGACAUAACUAUUAUCCGUAUCCUGCUGUGAGUCUGCUUUCUACCGCUGGCGGCUGCAGGGACCAGAAAUCGGUAAAAUAAAACUUGUAAAAAGAAGAAGUAAAUCAACCGGCAACGACAGAAUAUAUGUUGGUAGAAACAGUUGAAUACGUAUCUGGAUAAGACAUCUCUCUUCGCUAGUAUACGCUCACAUAAACACCGAUUGUGGGCAGUACGAGCGGUAGGUGGUGCCGUAUUAAAUUAGAGCCACCAUAGUCAUUAGUUUGUAAGUAAUUAUUAGCCCAAUAUUCUGUGGAAACAUCAACAGCUGUUCGCGAGGACACACUAACACUAUACUUAGGUACUAAAGUAAUCAGUAAUCUCCGAUGGCAGGAAGCAUAAAACAAGACGAUAUGUGCUACGUCGUAGCCAAAUACGAUUAUGCCGCACAAGGUGCUCAAGAGCUGGAUCUUAGAAAAAAUGAACGGUAUAUGUUGCUGGACGACAGCAAACACUGGUGGCGAGUUCAGAAUGCACACAACCAGUCGGGUUAUGUACCGAGUAAUUACGUUAAGAAAGAAAAGAAAUCGGUUUCCUUGUUCGACAGUUUUAAAAAGAAAGUAAAAAAGGGUUCGUCGGGUAGCAAAACACUUCCAAAUUGCUCACCAUCUCGUCAGGUGGAUAGUCCAACGAUGAGUCGGAGGUUACCUCCAGAUCCAUCAGAAGCGGUUGCUUCAACUCCUAUCGGAACUGCCAUAGUAAAAUAUAACUAUCAAGCCCAGCAGCAGGAUGAACUAUCACUAAUUAAGGGUACACGAAUACUGAUCCUCGAAAAGUCCAACGAUGGGUGGUGGCGCGGCCAAAGUGGUUCUGCCACCGGAUGGUUUCCUAGUAAUUACACGACAGAGGAAACCGAAGAUGAUACUGUUCACACCUAUGCCAUGGCAGAAAACGUAUUAGACAUUGUGGUGGCACUUUACUCGUUCAACUCGAAUAAUGAUACGGAAUUAUCAUUUGAGAAAGGGGAUCGUUUAGAGAUUCUCGAUCGGCCUGCAACAGAUCCUGAAUGGUUCAAAGCUCGCAACAACAAUGGUCAGGUCGGUUUGGUACCACGAAACUAUCUUCAGGAGCUAACCGAAUAUCUGGCGCAACCGUAUCGCAGUAACAAUGGUAGUGGUCCUGAUUCGUUAGAUCGACGGCCUAACGAACAGCAAACGAACAACAAUAAUUCAAACUCUGCAAACAGCAACAAUAACAACUCUCAACAGUUGGACCGACCACCACUGACUGGGAAAAGCUGGUACUACGGUGCUAUCACGCGAAGUCAAUGUGAUACGGUGCUAAAUACUCACGGUCACGAUGGAGACUAUCUAAUCAGAGAUAGUGAAACAAAUAUGGGCGAUUAUUCGGUAUCUCUGAAAGCCCCGGGUCGUAACAAGCAUUUUCGUGUGCACGUGGAGGGUAACAUGUACUGCAUCGGGCAACGUAAAUUUCACACACUAGAUCAACUAGUGGACCAUUACCAAAGAGCACCUAUCUACACCAACAAGCAAGGUGAGAAGCUGUAUCUAGUGCGGCCUCUGCCGAAAGCGAAUGGAACUUAAGGGUGAUUUCGCGACCGAUUUUGUUUGUUGUCAGGUAAGCGCGCAUUUUUUACUGUUUAUAUACUAGUGGCAAAAGCGAGCAAAAUCACACACGCAUUAUAAUAUAAGGCUACAAAAAAAGGUUACGUGAGACGAAAGUAUAUUGGACAACCUAAAACAUUACGCAAAAAUGACGCGUAUAUUGAUAAUUAUUAUUAUUUAUUUAUCAAGACAAUGAAAAUUCGGGACGCAUGGAACGCCCAUUUCGGACGUUAAAAUAACAAAAAAAAAUAUACUCGAAGAGCAGAAUCACAAUUUAGUCACAAAAUAUAGAACCGAAUGAAUGUGGUCGAGUUUUCAAGAAAGCAGAAAAAGACGAAUCUUUUUAAAUUAACGUACGUGUAUUCGCGCAUCCUACUAAGCAAAGCAGUACAUAUUACCCCUCAAGUAAAAUGUAUCGUCUACAACAUACAGUUAAAUUGAUCAUAUUAACAUCCACUAAUGCUUUGUAAACAGAACAUAACAUUCAAAUAAUAUACAAUUGAAAUAACUGGUGCAGCUUCCCAACAUUUGAAAUAAAAUUAAAACAUAUAGUACAUGAAUGGUUUUAUAGUCACAGAGAAGUGUAACCGUAUAUGGGUAUACAACAAAACUAGUAUUCCGGCCAGCGUUUUUAGCGAAAUCUAGAUUUGUUUGAUUGUGCUUUUGCCAGAUCCACUAUUGGUGUUGUAUUCAGGAAAACACUGAGAUUACUGCAGCAGUUACUAGCAGCAGUUUUUAUACUUUUGUUCUGGUUUCCCAGCGUAAUUGGGAGAUUAUCAUUAUCUACAUCAACUGGCACAAAAUUAAAUCGAGAUGUUGUUUUUAAAGCAUUCCAACAGCGGUAUUUUAACCACCGAACCACCUAACAAUCCAUCAAUUGUUUGAUCAUACACUUUUGAACUAAUCUUCUCCUCAAAAUUGUCGUGCUGAAUCUGGAUAAAUAAGAUAAAGCAUAAAGUAUAUGUUCAUUUUUAUUUUUUACCAACGAGGUGCAAUUUUUUUACUUGUGAAUAAGAUCUAUAUUUUAUGUUUAAUAUAUUCGCUACUUGCGUUUUGUGCUAUGGUUAUAUCAUUCAUCUAUCAUUAAUUGAUUCAUUUGAAAAAAAUAUCUGCUUACGAAGGAGUUUCUGAAAGUUCUAGUUCAUCCAUAUGUUUAAUUAUUGGUAGUCCUUGCAUAACUGUUUCAUAUUGGUCGGUGAUAUGAUGGUUAUGCGCAGAACGGCAGCAUAGUUUAUUAAUAGAUUGAAGCAAAGUUCAACAAUCCAAAUAAUCCAAUAAAUAACAUAAUACGGAAACAAUGAAAUAGAAAUAUUAUGUUUUAUGUAUGAUCCGAAACACUAAAAAUUAUUAAAACGAUAGCCUUUCACGCAGCGUACCUGUAAUGGAUCCUUAACACUCGUACAUAGGAUCAGGAAACUUUUGUUUCUGAUUUCAACAGGCAAAUAACCACAAGAUUGAACUAUCAAGCAUCCACAAAGUAGCAUUUCAUUGUUUUCGCCGUUUAUUUUCGGUGAUGCGAAAGCAGUCUCCAAUUUUCAAAUGAACAUAUUUGCAGCCUGAUUACAUACUGAUGAUCUGUAUUUAAAUUCAGUUUUGUUAUCUAUGAACAUGUAUGAUUGACCAUGAUAGCGCAAAGUUUUGGAAACAACGAUUCGGAAUAAAACGAAACUUGAAGUUUUUUUUUGUUUCAGUUAGUUAAUAACUAAUAUGAUCACAAUUGUUUGAACUUUGUAGGAAAAUUACUAUUGAGAGUAUAUUAUUUCCGUAUUUUUUACACGUAUUUCAUUUCAAUAUCACUUGUUAUCUUUGACCAGAUUAGCCAUUUCGUUGUAUGUUAAAAAAAAUGAAAUUCUUUGUACGCCUUAAUCAUUUUUUUUAUGUUCGGUGUAUAAAAGUAACUAUGGUAUGCAUUUUACCUAGUUUGCUUUCAAAUAAUCAAGUAAUACCGACUUACACCUGCUAUUUUAGUUAACUUAAAGAUAUAUGCAUGUAUCACAUUUUUCUAAUGUAUAAUGAAACAAUGGUGUAAAAACAAGAAACCACGAAAAAGUAGUCAAAACGAAUAACAUUCAAAUUUGUAAGAUGUUUUGAAAAACUGAUUACAGGAAAAACGAGCAAACAGGUUUGCUUUCACUGCAGAGCCUUUUUUUCGUACGAACGGGUGAACGCAAUAAACAGAAUCUAAUUCGAUCACAGGUGACGAGCUUCUUCGUGGCUAAAACUGACUGAAAAUCGUACCGAGCUGUACGCUUUGCUUCGUCUUUAUUUCAAACUAAAGAUGAUUUUGAUUUUGGAGAAAUUCUUUUUUAAUAUUCAUGUCUGACAAUCGUGCGACAAAACAUGAAUGACAUUCGUCUUAUCUCUAUAUCAAUAUUUGUUCCGUUAAAUUUAUGUGUAGCAUAUUGUGGAGAAUUUAAUAUCAUUGCAUCCAUUUCUGGAUCCUUGUUGUAUGUUUUGAAGCUCAGAAAUGAAAACUAUGGAAUAUCAAAUUGAUAUAUGAUGUAGAUUAUUUUGCUAACGAAAUAGCUUCAACAGUCUUUUCUUUGUUUAUCCAGUACCUCAUUGUCUCAAAGCUAUACUACCGUUCUAUCCGUUUUUCUAUUACAAAGUAAUACUAAGUAAACUAAAUUCAUUGACACAAUGAAUAAACAAUUAGCGAGUUGUGUAAUAACAAUAUUGUAUGAAUCAGAAACACACAUUAGGAAAAAAAUAAAUCAACUUAUACCAAAUUGUAACUAGCGUGUUAAAGCCGAAUCAGAGAAGUGAAGCAGCUGUAACUAUGCAGAAUAUCAAUUAGAACAAAACAUACACAUAAACUUGAAACAUAUACAAACCACGCAAAAUUCGUACGCACUCGUAAGCGGCCGAAGUAACAUAUUCUAGUUCAUUAUUCCUUGCUCGAAAUCAAACAAUAUUCCACCUUCUGAUUUGAAAAUGGUAGAUGUGAACAAUUUUAUCAUGUACCAUUGUCAUUAGCACCGAUUUUUUUCCUUGAGUGAACAAGUUGUAAAAAGAAGAAUGUUAUGAUAAAUGGAACACUCCGUUAGGGUAGGUAUUCUCUCAGAGAAUACAAAAAAACAACAGUACAUAAAUACCAAAAUCACAACCAUCGCUAGCAAAUACAGAUAACGAAAAAGCUUAAGCACUUUAUCCAGCGCUAUGCGAACGAUAUUAGGUUGUAUAUUAGAAUGGAAGUGGCUAGAAGUCAGACAUCAGAAAACUCGAAGAUUGCGAAUUGUAGCAAAAACAAACUUUUCUUCUUUUGUGACAUUUUUUUUAAAGAAAGUAACCCUAGAAGAAAAUGCUUUGAAUGAGGUGAAUUUUAGAAAGCGAGAGAGAGAACGCGAGAGCUUGUAAUCAAGUAAUAAAUUAACAUAGAUCUAUGACGGAUAAAACGAUUUGUGAAUUAAAAAAACAUUGAAAGAAUA
This is a messenger RNA of Malaya genurostris, 5610 nucleotides long. It is a transcript of the gene dock, whose product is annotated as cytoplasmic protein NCK1. NCBI's taxonomy places the organism in Eukaryota, Metazoa, Arthropoda, Insecta, Diptera, Culicidae. Bases 944 to 2161 code for a protein of 405 amino acids. The transcript has 6 exons. The record is from RefSeq and is a predicted model, not a curated record. Gene Ontology annotation, molecular function: protein binding.